Phodopus roborovskii (desert hamster) is the source of this 5902-nucleotide messenger RNA. It is a transcript of the gene Tbc1d1, whose product is annotated as TBC1 domain family member 1. The record is from RefSeq and is a predicted model, not a curated record. The transcript has 20 exons. Lineage: Eukaryota; Metazoa; Chordata; Mammalia; Rodentia; Cricetidae. Bases 891 to 4379 code for a protein of 1162 amino acids.
UUUUGGAGGAGUGCGUGAAGAGGACCUGGGUUCUUGCCGGAGAGCAAGCUCCAGUACCACCUGCUGAGAGCCUCUCUGGCCAAAUCAGCCAAGGGCAGAGCCACCUGCUAUAAAUAGGCCACCAAGAACACGGUGUGCGACCGCACAUCCUGCCGCGAGGGCCACAGUCACGCGUGGGCCCGCGUCUCCAGCACAAGGGAAAUAACCCCCGGCCAGGACUUCGCGUUGAGGCUGGAUGGGGCGGCAAUCCAUGCACCUUCCCGGAGGUCUCGUGGGGUGGCGCCUAGUUGCCCCUGGGCGGGCUGAGGAUGGACCGCUGGAGAGCGACGGGAGGGAGGCCGCGGAGGACCCGCACUGCAGCAGCUGUUGCUCGCCUGUGACUCGCCAGUCUGGGCCGAGCCGCCGGGCCAGAGUUGCACGGCGCGGAGGAGAAGGGAGGGCACUGCGUCCUGUUCUUGGCUCGCGGGGAGCCCACUGAGGAGAUCCCGGCUGCUGCCCCCCGCCUCCGCCUCCCCCGCGCUCGCCCAGCGGGAGAGGAGGAAACGCGAGCAGCGCGCAGACACCUCCUUCUCGGCUGUUGUCGCCGCCGCCGCCGGCCACACCGCGGUGCCUGUUGCUGCAAGCCGCCGCGGGACCCGCCGUAUCUUCAGCCCGCAGGAGAAGCAGGGCUAGAUUGUGGAGCGGUCCCCACGCCAGUGAAGACUAUGGACGCCCGGGCCGCCCAGGCCAUCUUCAGGGUGCCCGGGAGCACCUGUGCGCCCCAGCCCAGCCCCGAGCUCUGAGCGCGCCACCUCCCUGGAUUCUGCCUUCAAAAGCAUGUGAAAUAGACUAUUCCAUCUAAACUAGGAAAAUAGUAGCACCGUUUCCUGGCUCUCCAGAAUUUUCCCAGGAUGGACGCAAUCACAUUCACAGCGAGGAAGCAUCCACUCCCUCAUGAGCUCUCGGUGGACUUCGGCUUGCAGCUGGUGGGCGCCUUACCUGUGCAUUCUCUCACCACUCUGCCCAUGCUGCCGUGGGUGGUGGCUGAGGUACUAAGACUCAGUGGCCAGGGCUCCAAAAAGGAGCCUGGAAUCAAGCAAGUCCGGCUUUGGGUUUCGCCCUCAGGACUGAGAUGUGAACCUGACCUGAGGAAAAGUCAACAAUGGGACCCGCUGAUCUGUUCCAGCAUCUUCGAGUGCAAGCCUCAGCGUGUUCACAAACUGAUUCACAACAGCCACGACCCGAGUUACUUUGCUUGUCUCGUUAAGGAGGAUGCUGCCAACAGGCAGAGCCUCUGCUACGUGUUUAAAGCAGACGAUCAAACUAAAGUGCCUGAGAUCAUCAGUUCCAUCCGGCAGGCCGGGAAGAUCGCCCGCCAGGAAGAGCUGCGCUGCCCCUCAGAGUUCGACGACACCUUCGCCAAAAAGUUCGAGGUGCUCUUCUGUGGCCGGGUCACUGUCGCCCACAAGAAGGCGCCACCGGCGCUGAUCGAUGAGUGCAUUGAGAAGUUCAACCACGUGAGCUGCAGCCACAGGGACCAGGACGUACCCACGGGGCAGCCGAAGCCCUCAGUGCCGGGUGCGCGGCCUAUGCGCAAAUCCUUCUCGCAGCCCGGGCUGCGCUCACUGGCCUUCAGGAAGGAGUUCCAGGAUGCCAGCCUCCGCAGCAGCACCUUCAGCUCCUUUGACAGUGACAUCGAGAACCACCUCAUUGGAGGACACAAUGUGGUUCAACCCACAGACAUGGAGGAGAACCGAACUAUGCUCUUUACGAUUGGCCAAUCUGAAGUUUACCUCAUCAGUCCUGACACCAAAAAGAUUGCACUGGAGAAAAAUUUUAAGGAGAUAUCCUUUUGCUCUCAGGGCAUCAGGCAUGUGGACCACUUUGGGUUUAUCUGCCGGGAGUGCUCGGGCGGCGGCGGCGGCUUUCAUUUCGUCUGUUACGUGUUCCAGUGCACAAACGAAGCCCUGGUUGACGAGAUCAUGAUGACUCUGAAGCAGGCUUUCACCGUGGCCGCGGUACAGCAGACUGCUCAGGCACCAGCCCAGCUGUGCGAGGGCUGCCCCCUGCAGGGCCUGCACAGACUCUGCGAGAGGAUAGAGGGAAUGAAUUCAUCUAAAACCAAACUAGAACUCCAGAAGCACCUGACCACGCUGACCAAUCAGGAGCAGGCAGCCAUUUUCGAGGAAGUUCAGAAAUUGAGGCCAAGAAACGAGCAGCGAGAGAAUGAAUUAAUUAUUUCUUUUCUGAGAUGUUUAUACGAAGAGAAGCAAAAAGAGCACAGCCACAUUGGGGAGCCAAAGCAGACAGCACAGGUGGCAGCAGAGAAUAUUGGGAGUGAACUGCCCCCCAGCGCUACCCGGUUCAGGCUAGAUAUGCUGAAGAACAGAGCAAAGAGGUCCUUAACAGAAUCCUUGGAGAGCAUCCUGUCCCGGGGUAGUAAAGCCAGAGGCCUGCAGGAAAAUUCCGCCAGCGUGGAUCUGGACAGCUCCACUUCCAGUACUCUGAGUAACACCAGCAAAGAGCUGUCCAUGGGUGACAAGGAGGCCAUGCCAGUCUCUGAGAGCUCCUUCAAGCUCCUUGGCUCCUCAGAUGACCUGUGCAGUGACUCAGAGAGCCACACUGCAGAAGAGUUGGCUCUCCUAUCACCCCAGCAGGCAUUCAGAAGGAGAGCCAACACCCUGAGUCACUUCCCUGUGGAGAGCACGGCGCCCCCGGAGCCUGCUCAGAGCUCUCCAGCGGCCUCUCAGAGAAAACUCAUGAGGUAUCACUCCGUGAGCACAGAGACACCUCAUGAACGCAAGGACUUUGAAUCCAAAACAAACCACCUGGGUGACACAGACGGGACCCCUGUGAAGACCCGGCGGCAUUCCUGGAGACAGCAGAUAUUUCUUCGAGUGGCCACUCCACAGAAGGCAUGUGACUCCCCAAGCAGAUAUGAAGAUUAUUCAGAGCUUGGAGAGCUCCCACCACGAUCCCCGUUAGAGCCAGUGUGUGAAGAUGGACCAUUUGGCCCUGUACCGGAAGAAAAGAAGAAGACAUCGAGAGAGCUUCGAGAGCUGUGGAAAAAGGCUAUUCUGCAGCAGAUACUGCUGCUCAGGAUGGAGAAGGAGAAUCAGAAGUUGCAAGCCUCUGAGAACGAUUUGUUUAACAAACGCCUGAAGCUCGAUUAUGAAGAAAUCACUCCUUGUCUUAAAGAAGUAACUAUGGUGUGGGAAAAGAUGCUUAGUACUCCAGGAAGAUCCAAAAUUAAGUUUGACAUGGAAAAAAUGCACUCAGCUGUUGGGCAAGGUGUGCCACGUCAUCACCGGGGUGAGAUCUGGAAAUUUCUAGCUGAGCAGUUCCUCCUUAAACAUCCCUUUCCCAGUAAACAGCAACCAAAGGAUGUCCCCUACAAAGAACUCUUGAAGAAACUGACCUCCCAGCAGCACGCCAUCCUCAUCGACCUUGGGCGCACCUUUCCAACGCAUCCGUACUUCUCUGCCCAGCUCGGAGCAGGCCAGCUGUCACUUUACAACAUCCUGAAGGCCUACUCGCUUCUGGACCAGGAAGUAGGAUAUUGCCAAGGUCUCAGCUUUGUGGCAGGCAUUUUGCUUCUUCAUAUGAGUGAGGAAGAGGCAUUCAAGAUGCUCAAGUUCCUGAUGUUUGACAUGGGGCUGCGGAAACAGUAUCGGCCAGACAUGAUUAUUUUACAGAUCCAGAUGUACCAGCUGUCACGGCUCCUCCAUGACUACCACAGAGACCUCUACAACCACCUGGAAGAGCACGAGAUUGGCCCCAGCCUCUACGCAGCUCCCUGGUUUCUCACCGUGUUCGCCUCACAGUUCCCCCUCGGAUUUGUAGCCAGGGUCUUUGAUAUGAUCUUCCUUCAAGGGUCAGAGGUCAUAUUUAAAGUGGCUUUAAGUCUUUUGGGAAGCCAUAAGCCCUUGAUUCUGCAACAUGAGAACCUGGAAACCAUAGUGGACUUCAUAAAGAACACACUACCCAACCUGGGCUUGGUGCAGAUGGAGAAGACCAUCAACCAGGUGUUUGAGAUGGACAUCGCCAAACAGCUGCAAGCCUAUGAGGUUGAGUACCAUGUGCUCCAAGAAGAACUUAUCGAUUCCUCUCCUCUCAGUGACAACCAAAGAAUGGAUAAAUUGGAGAAAACCAACAGCAGCUUACGCAAACAGAACCUUGACCUCCUGGAACAAUUGCAGGUGGCAAAUGCCAGGAUCCAAAGCCUUGAAGCCACAGUGGAGAAGCUUCUAACCAGCGAGAGCAAGCUGAAGCAGGCUGCGCUGACCCUGGAACUGGAGCGCUCCGCCCUGCUGCAGAUGGUGGAGGACCUCCGAAGGCAGAGCGCCCAGCCCAGCACUCAGGAGCCAGACUGUGCCCUGCCCGAACCUACCGGUGACUGACAGCUUCCAGGAGAGGAGAGGCCUUAAUCGGGAAAGAUGGGAGCUGGAGGCAGAGAAGAGAGGACUCCUCAGGGAGGAGACUGGCCUGCCAGCCCACAGAUACUUUUCGAGCUUAGGACUUGAAGUUGGAAGGGCAAAAGUCCCAGAGUUUUUGUUGUUUUCAGUUCAAAUCCAUCCCCUCUCCAGUCCUGGCUGUGGUAGCUUUAGCCAGCAUGGAUGUGAAUAAAUGUAGCUUUCUGUUUCCUCCUCCCUCGGAGGCACAUUGUUUGAAAAGAGCAUUCGUGACACCAGUGUUUCAGAAUCACGAAGGGCUUGAAAUAAUUCCUCAGGCAAAAGCGUGACCCUUGUCCGUCCGUAGGGAAGGUUGCUGUGACUGUGCCCUUGAUGUCACCAUGAGUGGGGAACCUGCGGUGGCCAUGGGGAAGGGCUGAGGGGGUUUAUUUAAAUUGGACUCUGAUCGUUACUGACUCCACAGUCACUCCCACUGGUACUGAAGAAGCUUGUCUUUUCCACAGUGCUUUAAUGUUGUCGGUUUUGUUUUGUUUUUUUCUUUUUCCUCAUCCUUUCUAGUCAUGGUAGAUAAAUGUUUCAUAAGGAAAUCACAGUUUUUAGACUCCGUGUUCUGGCUAGUGUGUGACUGCGGCUAUGGGGCCUGAGAUAUUUAUUUGCGACGGUUUCAUAUCCACACUCUAGGGUCACUUAUUUAUUUUUGUCUGUUGAAUGAUGUACUACAGCCAUGUCUUCUUCUGAGUCUUGACCUCUUGGGAAUCUGAUUCCUCGUAGAAGGAACGGAGCACAUCGAGAUUUCAAGGGGCUCCCAAGAUGCUGAAACAUGCAAAAGAAAUUGCACUCAGAUGUGUGGCAGCUGACAGUUGUUCAGAGGUAGCAUGUGUUUUGAAAAGCACUCAAAACACAGUGACUCCUCCCUUGGGAUGGCGAGGACCCUGUGCCUUCAGGCAGAGUGCCGCUCACAGCCACCCUGCUUCUAGCUGGUCCCAUGUAGAGCAUCACCCGUGUGUGCAACAAGCUUUUAUUUUUUUGAACAUAAUAACAAACAAAAGGCUUGGAGAAGAACCACGGGCGCAGGAGGCCUCCUAACCCUGAGGAUUGGAAUUGUGCUCCACCGCACGGCCCUCCUCCUGUUCCAGGGAAGCCUUUUGCAGCUCUCUUAUAGGAAAAGAGCCUUUUAAGUCUUUGGAGAAAGGAGGUACCACCAUCCUUGGGGUCACUUGGGAUCUCCUGGCUAUUUCAAAGGGACACCAAAACAGCAGGGUGGUUCUUACGACUGCCUCCUGCUCUUGGGUCAGAGGAGAGCUGUUGUCUCCACAAAGCAUCAUGCACAAUCCCAUUGCCUCUCUCCCAUGUGGAUCCACCAGGGGUAGUUAGGGGAGGUAACCCGUAGGGGGCUUCUUUCCAUGUUGUAUUUUAUUAUUUGAAUGUUUAAAAUGUUGAAUUUUGGACAUAUUACUACUGUUCAAAAACAUUGAAUCUACAGUAAGAAGCAAUAAACCUGAUAAUUCACA